Molecule: messenger RNA, 1291 nt
Organism: Erigeron canadensis
Lineage: Eukaryota; Viridiplantae; Streptophyta; Magnoliopsida; Asterales; Asteraceae
Product: tol-Pal system protein TolA-like
Exons: 6
Coding region: 201-1043 (280 amino acids)
Source: RefSeq, a predicted model, not a curated record
AUUAUUAAGACACGUGUAACCUAGGCGAUGGAAAUGCAAAUGACAUUUUAUAUAAAAACAAAAAUAGUGACAAACAGGGGAAACCAGACGGCGGCAGCUAUCACACAGUGUCCGGUGAAAAAAACCCACCAGACAAUAAACAUAUAUAUAGAUAUAUAUAUAUAUAUACAUUACAACCUAUAUCUAUAUUCUUGUUGAAAAUGGAAGGAAGAAACUAUAUUCCACCCCAUUUACUAAACCAACAAAUGCAUAGGCAAUUGCAAAUAAACACAUUACUUAAAGAAAACCAAAAUCUUGAAACAACCCAUCUGUCACUAUUACAACAACUCUCAGCUGCAAAAGCCCAACUCCGGCGACUUACCAUCGUCGCCGGAGAAGUGGAGUCCGGGGAAGAAGGAAGGUUUGGUGAGGUUUAUGAAAAGUUUGUGAAGAUGGAAAAUGAGGUGAAGUUGGUUGAUGGGUUGAAAGUUGAGCUGGAUGAAAUGUUGUGUGGGUUGAAGGAAUUGAAAUGUGACAAGAAAGAGAUUCUUGACAAGUUGGUUGAGGUUUGUAUUGAUAAUGUGAGUGUUUCGGAUGAUUCGAAGCAAGUGAGGUUGGUUAAAGAGGAAGUUGAGGCUUUGAAGAAAGAAAUCGAAAAUGGAAGGGCAGUAAUUAAACAAGAGAAAAGGGUGCAGGCCAGUAACAAUGCUCAAUUUGAAGAAAUGAAGAAGCAUAAAACCUUAAUGGCUCGUGAAAUCAAAAAGCUGCAGGUGGAAGUUAUUGAUGCUAGGAAGAGAGCAAGGGCAGCAGCUGCACUGGAAGCCGCUUUAAAUCCACUGCAGGUGGAAGUUACUGAUGCUAGGAAGAGAGCAAGGGCAGCAGCUGCACUCGAUGCCGCUUCAAGUCCACUGCAGGUGAAAGUUAUUGAUCCGAGGAAGAGAGCAAGGGCAGCAGCUGCACUGGAAGCCGCUUUAAAUUCACUGCAGGUGGAAGUUAUUGAUGCUAGGAAGAGAGCAAGGGCAGCAGCUGCGCUGGAAGCCGCGUUAAGUCCAGUUGACAUCUAGUUGAUCGCUGAUAUCAGCCCGAAAGCAUAGUGAAUGGUUCGUGAUUUCAGAUUACAAACAAUACGUUUGGUAUACGUGGAUAUAAUCUCUUAAUUGCAUACAAGUUUCAGAACAUUUUUUUUAAUGCAUAUAUUUACUAGCGAAGUUAAUCUGUUCAGACUUCAGUCUGUUCAAUUUGAGCAUUUUCUUAUCCUAACAUGAACCUGAAACUGUCCCAGACCAAUCUUGUAUUUCAGUUUUUGGUUUGA